ACCCCAAUUAUACCCAUGUCUUGAAAAAUUGUUUUUAAUAAAAACCACUACACAAUUCAAAUUUUGGUGCCAGAUAUUAAAAAUUCAACAACUAACCUGCCAAAACGAGACUCGUUCCCCCCAUACCUUGCUACAGAUGCAACAACUUUGACCUUAGGGUUUCAAGCUGCACCCGCGCCAAUUCUCAUUCCUCUCUCUACCUCUCUCCCAAGACUCUACUGCUCUCUCUCUCUCUACCUAUGCAUGAACCGGAUCCCGAUUCCGGGGGUCGUCGCUGAAUCAAGUCUCUGUCUUAUCCGUCUUCAGCAAUGGCGUCGAAGGCGUCCCCGUCGCCUUCUGCCAGCAGAUCGGGGUCUCUCAAGGACGCUUCGAUGGCCAAGGCAGACGAGUCAGCUCCUGUGAGCAAGGAGAUUGUAUCAGUUAUUGAGUCUCUGAAAAGGCACGUUGUAGAUGAACGGUGUGUUUCUAUAAAGGAAAGGAUGGACAACAAUAGACACAAAUUGGCUAGUAUCACGAGCCAUCUACAGAAGUUGUCAAAGGAAAGAAGAAACAGCUGGAUUAACUUCGCUGAUUCUAGUCUCGAUCUACUGAAAAAGAGGCAAGAUGAUGCAAUUGGUAUGCACAGUGGCAUUGGUACUAGUAGUAGUGAUAAGGACAGUGACAGUGAUCAAGAAGACUCUCAUGCUUCUACGGCUGUUCUUUUGGGAACUAGUAUCCCUCCGGGAAAGAAUUCUGUUCGGCCAAUUAGACUGCCUGAAGUUAAGAAAUUACCUCCAUACACCACCUGGAUAUUUUUGGACAGAAAUCAGAGGAUGACAGAAGAUCAAUCAGUGGUGGGUCGGAGAAGGAUUUAUUAUGCUCAGAAUGAUGGAGAGGCACUUAUUUGUAGUGAUAGCGAGGAAGAAAAUGUUGACGAAGAAGAGGAAAAGAAAUAUUUCCUGGAAUCAGAAGAUUAUAUUAUACGCAUGGCCAUCAAAGAAGCUGGAUUCUCAGAUGCUGUCAUAAAUUCCUUGGCAGAAUGUUUCUCUAGAAAGGCAGAUGAAGUGAAGGCAAGAUAUGAAAGUCUAACCAAGGAAGAGAAGACUUCAGUGGAUUCCCUGAAUGUAGACAGUGAAGCUUCGUCGUUGAAUUGUUUUCUUGAGAAGGAUCUUGAAGCUGCUUUGGAUUCUUUUGACAACCUAUUUUGUCGUCGCUGUCUUGUCUUUGAUUGCAGAUUGCAUGGAUGCUCACAGGAUCUUGUAUUUCCAGCUGAGAAACCACCACCAUUGAACCGUCCAGACCUUGACAAUCUACCGUGUGGUGAACACUGCUACAGAUCGGUAUCUAAGCCGGAAAAAGUGGCUACUGACGAUUCCCCUGAGCUUGGUGAUACAAAAGACAACUCUGUCCAGCCAUCAUCUGGUAGUGCUGGGACUCGCACGUCUGUAAGGAAAAAACAUACUCCAUGUGCUCGGAAGAAGGCCAAGCCCUCCCAAAGUGAAAGUGCCUCGUCAAUUGUCAAAAACAUGUCAGAUAGUAGUGACUCAGAGAUUGAACCUCAACAUACUGCUUCCACGAGCCACUUGUCACCCUCCAAGACAAAACUUGGUGGAAAUGGUGGAGUUUCUCAAAGGAACAGCAAGCGAGUGGCUGAACGUGUUUUGAGUUGCAGUAAAAAAAGACAGAAGGUGGUAGGCUCUGAUUCAGAUUCUGUGGCUAGUGGAAGUGUUUUGGGAGGUGACGGAAAACUUAGCAGUAGUCCACACAAAGAAAAUGAAGAUGCCAAUUCUUCUUCCCAGAAACAUGCAAAAUCAAGGUCAAGGAAAAGAGAGCUUUCUAUUCAGAAUUUGCAAGGUGAAGCUCGUGAUGGUAUAUCAAGUGGGAUGGUCACCGACCCACCUGGAAAUAACAGUGAUGUUACCUUGAGAAAAGAUGACUGUGCUGAUGGAAACAGCUGUGAAAUGGCGUUGAAUGAUAACCUGUCUUGGAAAGCUUUCGAGAAAAGUCUUUUCGAGAAAGGCGUGGAAAUCUUUGGCCGGAAUAGCUGUCUAAUUGCUAGGAACCUGUUAAAUGGUUUAAAGACGUGUGUGGAAGUUUUUCAAUUCAUGACACAAGGAGACAAAAGGCUAGCCUAUCAAGCAGGUGAUGCUGCAAAUUCUCUUGGCGAUGGCUAUUCCAAGUUUGAACAUCAAGGGAAUAAUGAAGUUAGGAGAAGAUCAAAGUUUUUGCGCAGAAGAGGUAGAGUUCGCCGCUUGAAGUAUUCUUGGAAAUCUACAGCCUACCAUUCUAUUAGGAAACGGAUAAGUGAGAGAAAAGAUCAACCAUGCCGCCAGUACAAUCCUUGUGGCUGCCAAACAGCUUGUGGAAAGGAGUGCCCAUGCCAUUUGAACGGCACAUGCUGUGAGAAGUAUUGUGGAUGUCCUAAAACUUGCAAAAAUCGCUUCCGAGGCUGUCAUUGUGCCAAGAGUCAAUGUCGAAGCCGUCAAUGCCCUUGCUUUGCUGCGGAUAGGGAAUGUGAUCCAGAUGUUUGUCGGAAUUGUUGGGUUAGUUGUGGCGAUGGCUCACUUGGAGUACCUAAUCAAAGGGGAGACAAUUAUGAGUGUAGGAAUAUGAAGCUUCUUCUCAGACAACAGCGAAGGGUUUUACUUGGAAAAUCUGAUGUAUCUGGAUGGGGAGCAUUUUUGAAGAAUAGCGUGGUUAAAAAUGAGUACCUAGGUGAAUACACUGGAGAGCUGAUCUCGCACAGGGAAGCUGACAAGCGUGGCAAGAUUUACGAUCGUGAAAACUCCUCGUUCCUCUUCAAUUUGAAUGAUCAGGCAGGAUGGUUUGUCCUUGAUGCUUACCGGAAAGGUGACAAGUUGAAGUUUGCCAACCAUUCUCCUGAUCCAAACUGCUACGCAAAGGUGAUUAUGGUUGCAGGAGAUCACCGAGUGGGCAUAUUUGCCAAAGAAAGAAUAAACUCAGGGGAGGAGCUUUUCUAUGACUACCGUUACGAACCAGACAGAGCUCCUGCUUGGGCAAGGAAGCCCGAGGCAACGGGAUCGAAAAAGGAAGAGCCCUCUCAUCCGAGUGGCCGUGCCAAAAAGCUGGCCUAAAGAAAUCUCAGAUUCACAAUUUUGUUUUUCUUUUUUACAGAGCCGAAAGCAGCAUUCCCUGAUCGACCUUUGGAGGAUAGGCAUAGGGUUCUAACCAUUCGCGGAGGCGGCCAUUGCUGUCUCUCUUGCAGCUUAACUGACUGCAUUUUGUGUACAUUCCUUGUUCUCCUGCGUCGGCCAGGUCGAGUCAUUGCAAUGAACACGGGAAAAGGGUAGAGAAAUGAAGAACGAGGUUAGUUAAUUGAUGACACCACAGAUCUAACUUGCACAGAUCUCUAUUGUAAAAGGAAAGAGCAUUUGAUGGUGGAAGGGCGGGGUUACUUCCUUGUCUAACAUUCUUUUCCAGCCCUUUUUUUCUCAUCUCUUUCGGUUCAGACGCUUUAAGAAAUGCAAUCUUUUUGCGACUUUUAGUUUCUUCGUCUUCUUUUGCAUGCCAUAUAUGGCUUCCCCAGUCCUUUAGGAGCUGCAAAUUUUGUUAGAACACACUUGGUGUUCAUGUGGAGCUAUCUAACAAUCCAGUACAGUUGGGAUACCGUUCCAAUUUUAUCAUAUGUCCUCGAAUGGUCACAGUUUCUGAUAUCGAAUCUUGAGUCAACUAGUAA
Molecule: messenger RNA, 3676 nt
Organism: Linum tenue
Lineage: Eukaryota; Viridiplantae; Streptophyta; Magnoliopsida; Malpighiales; Linaceae
Source: the annotation of a GenBank genome assembly